AUGAGUCUGGAAAACUGGACUCAGGUGACAGAGUUUGUCCUUUUGGGUUUCCCCAGAAGCCAUAUCCUACAGUCCCUGCUGUUCCUGGGGUUGAUGGUGACCUACAUUGUAACGGCCUCAGGCAACCUACUCAUUAUUGUGCUCAGCUGGGAGCAGACCCUACACACACAGAUGUACUUCUUCCUGAGGAACCUGUCCUUUCUGGAGCUGUUGCUUGUGUCUGUUGUGGUUCCGAAAAUGCUUGUCAUCAUUCUCACAGGGGAUCACUCCAUCUCAUUUGCCAGUUGCAUCCUCCAAUCCUACCUCUACUUCCUCCUUGGCACCACCGACUUCUUCCUCUUAGCUGUCAUGUCUCUGGAUCGUUACUUGGCAAUCUGCCGCCCCCUCCACUAUGAGACUCUGAUGAGCGGUCGCGUCUGUUACCAAUUAGUUCUGGCCUCCUGGCUCGCUGGAUUCGUCUGGGUGCUCUGUCCCACCAUCCUCAUGGCCAGCCUACCUUUCUGUGGCCCCCGUGGUAUUGACCACUUUUUCUGUGACAGUUGGCCUUUGCUGAGGCUCUCUUGUGGAGACACCCGCCUACUGGAGCUGGUGGCAUUUGUGCUCUCCACGGCAGUGUUACUGGGGUCACUGGCAGUGACCUUGGUUUCCUAUGCCUGCAUUCUUGCCACAGUUUUCAGGGCCCCCACAGCUGCCGAGCGGAAGAAGGCAUUCUCCACUUGUGCCUCACAUCUUACUGUGGUGGUCAUCGUCUAUGGCAGCUCCAUUUUUCUCUACAUCCGUGUGUCAGAGGCUCAGUCCUCACUGCUCAACAAAGGUGCCUCAGUCCUGAGCUGUAUCAUCACACCCCUCCUGAACCCAUUCAUCUUCAGUCUCCGCAAUGAUAAGGUGAAGCAGGCCCUGAGAGAUGCCCUGAGGUGGCACAGAAUCAUGGCAAUGAGAGACUAUGAGGAUCAUAAGUAA
Messenger RNA from Nyctereutes procyonoides (raccoon dog), 960 nucleotides. Its product is annotated as olfactory receptor 6T1. The record is from RefSeq and is a predicted model, not a curated record. Gene Ontology annotation, cellular component: membrane. Lineage: Eukaryota; Metazoa; Chordata; Mammalia; Carnivora; Canidae. Gene Ontology annotation, biological process: G protein-coupled receptor signaling pathway. Gene Ontology annotation, molecular function: olfactory receptor activity; G protein-coupled receptor activity.